This is a messenger RNA of Trifolium pratense (red clover), 1009 nucleotides long. RefSeq lists its product as uncharacterized. The coding region runs from base 117 to 818 and encodes 233 amino acids. Lineage: Eukaryota; Viridiplantae; Streptophyta; Magnoliopsida; Fabales; Fabaceae. The transcript is spliced from 4 exons. The record is from RefSeq and is a predicted model, not a curated record.
GUUUUGGGUUCCUGUUCCUCUUUGGUUUUCCAGUGAAAGAGAAAGAUUUGGCCAUCUUUUUCUUUGUAUUUUUUUGGUUUGCUUGAGCCCACUGAGUCAGGGCUUGUCUCUAAUAAAUGCCAGUGACUUUUCUAGAGGGUGGAGCUGUUUUCUGUGUUAGGCGGUGGUUGCUGCUCCUGCGUGUUGACUGCUGCUGUGCAGGGGCUGGUGUUGCUGUUUUUUGGUGUUGUCAUCUUUGUUUGAAGUUAGAAGGUUCAAUCACGGUCUCAUCUACAGGUAUGGACCGUAGUUGGAUGAGAGCUAAUCGAUUAAGUACUGAGUACAGACAUGGAGUGAUGGAAUUUCUACAGUUUGCUGAAAGUAAUGCUGAACUAGAACGUCCUCCUCCUGAAUUUCCUCCACUUUUUCUAUGUCCGUGUAUUUUUUGUGCAAAUAAAGAACCAAAACGUACUAAGAAAGAAAUCAUGAAUCAUCUAAUUUGUGACGGGAUUUGUCAAAAUUAUACACAAUGGAUAUGGCACGGUGAAGUAGUAGCAACGCCAAGUGUGUCCCAUAGAGAAAGUGGUAGUGUGGAUAUCGAUGAUCGACUGGAAGACAUGAUGCGUGAUAUUGGAGAAGAUUCGUUUAAGAGGGCGCAUGUGUAUGAAACUUUAUGCAGUGACAAGGAUGAACCAUUGUAUCCGGGAUGCACAAAUUUUACCCGUUUGUCUGCGGUGUUAAAAUUGUUUAAUUUGAAAGCAAAAAAUGGGUGGACCGACAAAAGUUUCACUGAAUUGCUUGAAUUGUUGAUACAAAUGCUUCCAGAAGCUGGGAAUUGAGGAUGGUGAUGAAAUGCUUGUUAUGCUUCAUCUGAGAAGACAUGUUUAGUGGAAAAUUAUAAUGAAAAGCUUGCCAUGCUUCAUUGUAGAUGGAACUGGUUUAACUUUGGACUAGGCAAAUUAAUGCAUAAUAUUUGUACCUUCUAUUUUCUAGUAAUAUUAUGGUGCAGUUGCAGCUGCUGGACUUUGCA